Messenger RNA from Diversispora eburnea, 330 nucleotides. The record is from the annotation of a GenBank genome assembly. NCBI's taxonomy places the organism in Eukaryota, Fungi, Glomeromycota, Glomeromycetes, Diversisporales, Diversisporaceae.
AUGUGUAAUUUUUUAGAAUAUAAAGACGAAAAAGUUGUAUAUCGAAGAUAUGCUAGUCUAUUUUUCGUCACCGGAAUUUCUUCAACAGAUAAUGAAUUAAUAACACUUGAGAUUAUUCACCGAUUUGUAGAAAUUUUAGAUCGAUAUUUUGGAAAUGUUUGUGAAUUGGACUUGAUUUUCAAUUUUCAAAAGGCAUAUUUUGUUUUGGAUGAAUUGAUUAUUGCAGGUGAAAUGCAAGAAUCAAGUAAAAAAUCAGUAUUACGUGUGGUUAGUCAACAAGAUGCUUUAGAAGAUGGCGAAAAUGGAGAAAAGGGAUGGCAGGAAAAAUAG